AUGGUUGGGAUUGGGCCUGCGAGUCGAUUUCUUUUGGCGAGCUCGAUGGUUGGGAUUGGGCCUGGGAGUCGAUCUUGGACUCAGGUGGCAACUGUGGCUGAUGUUUACAUUGCUAAGAAGCUAUCCAAAUUAGGUAAAUGUUUUGCCUUUGUUCGUUUUAUUAAAGUUUCAGAUGAGAAAUUGUUGGAAAUAAAGAUUAGAGAAAUUUGGUUGGGUUCAUACCACCUGUUUGUUUCACUAGCUCGUUUUCAACGAGAAUCUGAUCGUAAGAGGCAAUCUGAUUCACAUGUACAUGGUGAUCAGGUGGUGUCCAAAAUUAAUGGGAAGGGGCAAGAAUCAUAUGCGACUGUGGUUAAGGGGGGCAAGGGCAUGCAUGAGCUGAAAGAGCCUAAAUCUACUGUUUGUACUUUGUCUGGGAAGGAAAUAUGCAAUAAUAUGUCCUUAAAGGCUUCGAUGUUUGCGAAACUCAGGGAUAUUAGAUUGAUUCAAAAUUUGUUUGUUUUAUUGAAAGAAGAAGGCUUUGAUGCUCUUCAAAUCAAGUAUGUUGCUAGUGAUUGGGUAUGUUUGACAUUUUUGUCUGAAGAAGUCUGCGCCAGGUUCAAGAAAUGUAAUGGUAUUAAGGCCUAUUUUUCUUUGUUUAGGCCUGUUGUAAAUGGGUUUUUUGUUAAGGAAAGAGCUGUGUGGAUUGAGAUGAUUGGGUUGCCUUGUUGUGCAUGGAAUGAUGAUGUCGUUUCUAAGGUGGCUAGCAUGUGGGGUGAUGUAUGUUUUCUAGAUGAUGAUGGGGAUGCUUCAUUGGCAAUCAAGAGGGCAUGUAUUAAGACUUACAAGCCAGGUUUGAUUCAUGAGACAGUUAAAGUGGUUGCCCAAGGUAAUCAAGAAGCUGGUUUUGUAGAUAGAAAAUUUCAUUUCUUUCAAACUAGUGGAAGGAAGAAGAAGGUGGAUAGAUGCUUUGAAGAUGAUGAGUGGGUCAAAUCGAUCCUGGUUGAUGCAUCGGUGAAGUUGCCGACUAGGCCCGAGAGGGAUUCUUCAUCGGCUGAUGAGGAAAUCCGUCAGGGUGGAGUAGUGGGGGGUGGGGCCUCAGAAUCUUUAUCUCAAUCUCCAGGGUUCUAG
Messenger RNA from Lactuca saligna, 1110 nucleotides. Lineage: Eukaryota; Viridiplantae; Streptophyta; Magnoliopsida; Asterales; Asteraceae. The record is from the annotation of a GenBank genome assembly.